Trichoplusia ni (cabbage looper) is the source of this 1313-nucleotide messenger RNA. RefSeq names its product zinc finger protein 615-like. The transcript is spliced from 5 exons. NCBI's taxonomy places the organism in Eukaryota, Metazoa, Arthropoda, Insecta, Lepidoptera, Noctuidae. The coding region runs from base 121 to 1224 and encodes 367 amino acids. Gene Ontology annotation, cellular component: nucleus. The record is from RefSeq and is a predicted model, not a curated record. Gene Ontology annotation, biological process: regulation of DNA-templated transcription. Gene Ontology annotation, molecular function: DNA-binding transcription factor activity, RNA polymerase II-specific; RNA polymerase II cis-regulatory region sequence-specific DNA binding; zinc ion binding.
AAAGUUGUCUAAAUGAAAUCAACUACUUUUUUCAUGUUUAAAUUCGCAUUAGAAUAGGAUUCACGGGAUAAAUUAAUGUAAAAACUAAACUUAUACUAUUAUCUUCGUUUUAACAACAAAAUGUAUCCCUGGAAUUGCUGCCGAGCGUGUUUGGGAGUACAAAAUCUGUAUCCAAUUUUCUCGUUAAACGAUCAUCAUGAAAAAUAUUCAGAGGUGAUAUUAUCCACAACUGGGCUUAAGGUAGAAAUAAACGACGCACUCCCGCAAGAAAUGUGCACAACAUGUAUAACAUUCAUAAACAAUUCAUACAAAUUUCGUAAAAAAUGUGAAGAAAAUCAAAAAUCUUUACAGGACCGCCUCAACCAUAAAUACGAAAUUAAAAUAGAAACAAACCCAAAUAUACUGAAAAUGGAAAAUGGACAACCUUUGACAAUAGAUAUAUCUGACUUACUUCAAGAUACAAAAACCUUUGAUGACCACGAAGACAGUUUUAACUACGAUUCUACAGAAAACAAUGAUGAAGUGAUAGAAUUUGAAACGAAAGUCAAAGAUCUCGUUGAAAAGCCCGUAGAAAUUAUCUUCAAGAAGGGCAAGAGUAAACGAAGUGCUGAAAAGCCGGUCAGAAGGUCAUUAAGAAGUAAAGAGAACGGACAACAGGAUAGAGAACGAGUUAAGGAGAAGAUAGAAUGUGAAUAUUGUCAUAAGAUAUUAACGUCAAAAUUGUCUUUGCGGAAUCAUUAUAAGAUACAUACAGGAUUUGAUGUAGUUUGUGAGCACUGCGGCAAAAAGUUUAUUACAAGGAGAUUACUGUUAAUGCACUGUAGAGCGAAGCACGGCUAUGAGAAGACUGACAAGUGUUCGUAUUGUGACUACAGGGCCUCAAAUGCUGAGCAAGUCAAGAUCCACGAGCGGCUGCACACGGGGGAGAAGCCGUUCGUGUGCGCGCAGUGCGGCGCCGGCUUCCACCGCAAGAGCAGCUACCUGCAGCAUGUGGCCAUACACCUGCCCGACAAGACUGUGCAGUGCGACCAAUGUCCCGCUCGCUUCAAGUCCGUGACUCUGAUGCGUAUUCACAAGAACCGGCAUCGCGCCCCGCAGUACUCCUUCAAGUGUCGCGUUUGUGACAACAACUUCGCGAGACGCCGCAAUGUUGUGAGACACCUGCAGCGGAUACACGCCGUCCAGCCCACGCCCGAGCAUAUAGGCAGGAUGAAGAUAGCUUAGCAAUUAACGAGGAAUUAGGUAAAAUACAAAAUCUUUUAUAUAAUAAAAAUGAAUGGCUGUUCGUUAGUCUCGCUUAAACUCGAGAACGG